AUAAGAAUAUUGUGAAUAAAUCUUCUUCAUUUGUAAUUCACAAAUUAUAAGUCCUUUUUUUAAUUUCCAAUUUAAUUAUAUUUAUUUGGUACGCCAUAUAUAUUUAAUAUCAAUAGAUUCCAUGGAAACGAAAGUUAUUUCGAGCGGAAUCCACCACUCUACUCUCCCUCAAAGUUACAUCCGACCCGAAUCCGACAGGCCACGUCUAUCGGAAGUGGUGGAUUGUGAAAAUGUUCCAAUAAUUGACUUAGGUUGCGGAGACCAAGCUCAAAUAAUCCGUCUAAUUGGAGAAGCUUGUCAAACUUAUGGUUUCUUUCAGGUAAUUAAUCAUGGUGUACCAAAGGAAGUUGUAGAGCAAAUGCUAAGGGUAGCUGGGGAAUUUUUCAAUUUACCAGUAGAAGAGAAGCUAAAAUUGUAUUCAGAUGAUCCUUCAAAGACCAUGAGAUUAUCUACUAGUUUUAAUGUUAAAAAGGAGACGGUUCAUAAUUGGAGAGAUUAUCUCAGACUUCAUUGUUAUCCUCUGGAGAAAUAUGCUCCUGAAUGGCCUUCUAAUCCAUCGUCUUUCAGGAAAAUCGUGAGCAGAUAUUGCACGGAAGUUCGACAACUCGGAUUUAGAUUGGAGGAAGCCAUAGCAGAGAGCCUGGGCUUAGAGAAAGAGUGUAUAAAAGAUGUAUUGGGAGAACAAGGCCAACAUAUGGCUAUCAAUUUUUAUCCUCCAUGCCCACAACCAGAACUCACUUAUGGGCUUCCGGCCCAUACUGAUCCAAAUUCACUUACAAUUCUUCUUCAAGACUUGCAAGUUGCUGGUCUUCAGGUUCUUAAAGAUGGUAAAUGGUUGGCUGUCAAACCUCAUCCAGAUGCCUUUGUCAUUAAUCUUGGUGAUCAAUUGCAGGCAGUAAGUAACGGUAAGUACAAAAGUGUAUGGCAUCGAGCUAUUGUGAAUUCAGAUCAAGCUAGGAUGUCAGUGGCUUCGUUCCUAUGUCCGUGCGAUAGCGCGAAAAUCAGUGCUCCAAAACUCCUGACGGAAGAUGGAUCUCCAGUCAUUUAUCAGGACUUCACGUAUGCUGAGUAUUACAAGAAGUUCUGGAGCAGGAAUUUGGACCAGGAACAUUGUUUGGAACUUUUCAAGAAUUAAAAUAUGGGAUAAGGUGGGAUCUCCUGGAAUUAAGUUUAGAAUUAAAUUUAUAUUUUGUUUGGUUGAGUGUGAGAUAAAUCUAUACUUUCAAUCAAACAAAAUAUAAAUUUAAUUUCAAACUUAAUCCUUGAUAUCCCGUCUUCUCCGAUCCAAUCAGACUUGGGCAUCAUUUAGUCAGCAAACCAAAUGACCCCGAAUCAUAAGUAGUACUACCUAUUUUUAAAACCCACCAUUUUAAUUUGUCUUUUUGCCGAGUUGCCAGCAUUUUCAGUACCUUUUUAUUGUAGAUUCGAGUAAUAGUUAUGGGGUGUGAGUUAAACUAGUCUGAAAAAAGAAAAAUGAAGACACCAAUUAUAUCUUCAUUGCCUUGCUGAUUUACCCAAUUACAUGACUACUCCAAUUUUAUGUUACUGUCGAGUAGUAUUAGCAAUUGUCCCGUAGAAAUGGACUACAAAAUCUUGUUGGAAUAAUAAGUUGUAGUAGUAAUUUCAUUGUUUACUGUAUUUGCUUCAC
Messenger RNA from Solanum verrucosum, 1648 nucleotides. Its product is annotated as protein DOWNY MILDEW RESISTANCE 6. The record is from RefSeq and is a predicted model, not a curated record. The coding region runs from base 122 to 1135 and encodes 337 amino acids. Lineage: Eukaryota; Viridiplantae; Streptophyta; Magnoliopsida; Solanales; Solanaceae. The transcript is spliced from 4 exons.